This is a messenger RNA of Chrysochloris asiatica (Cape golden mole), 3084 nucleotides long. RefSeq names its product zinc finger protein 197 (gene ZNF197). The record is from RefSeq and is a predicted model, not a curated record. Gene Ontology annotation, biological process: regulation of DNA-templated transcription. NCBI's taxonomy places the organism in Eukaryota, Metazoa, Chordata, Mammalia, Afrosoricida, Chrysochloridae.
AUGACAAGAGAAAAUUGGGCCCACAAUGCUCUGAGACAAGAGGGGCUUAUGAAAGGCAAGGAUGAUAUCUGGAAAUGGGGAACCAGCCUCCAAGGGAGCAGCUCCUCUGUGUGGGAGACUUCCCACUUGCAUUUUAGACAGUUACGUUACAAUGAAACAUCUGGGCCCCAGGAAGCUCUGAGCCGACUCCGGGAGCUCUGUCGCCGGUGGCUGAGGCCAGAAGCACGCACCAAGGCUCAGAUCCUGGAGCUGCUGGUGCUGGAGCAGUUCCUGAGCAUCCUGCCUGGAGAGCUCCGGACCUGGGUGCAGCUGCAUCGUCCCGGGAGUGGGGAGGAGGCCGUGGCCCUGGUAGAGGAGCUGCAGAAAGACCUUGAUGGACCAGCACUCAAAGUUUCAGUCCUUACCCAGGCCCAGGACACUCUACAGGAGGGGAUGGACUCUCCAGGAAUAACACUUCUUCCUGCAUGCUCUGGCAACCACACAUCAGCUGGAACGUGCCCAAAUCCUCUUACUGACUCAGCUGUGUUUAACCAGGAUCCUCAACAUGAUCUUCUUGCCCCUGAAGCUUCUGCCCUUUCCCAGGAAGAGAACCCAAGGAAUCAAUUAAUGGCGCUCAUGCUCCUGACAGCCCAGCCCCAGGAGCUGGUGAUGUUUGAGGAGGUAUCAGUAUGCUUUACUUCAGAGGAAUGGGCCUGUCUGGGCCCAAUUCAGAGGGCCUUAUACUGGGAUGUGAUGCUGGAGAAUUAUGGAAAUGUUACCUCUCUAGAAUGGGAGACCAUGACCGAGAAUGAGGAGGUGACAUCAAAGCCAGGCAUUUCUCAAAGAUCAGACUCUCAGAAAGGAGCAUCAAAAAGACUUCGCAGUAUUCCUAAGGUCCUUGACUUCGAGAAAGAGUAUGAAUGGCAAGUGUUGGCAAGUCAGUGGGAACAUGAAACAGGAGAAAGGAUAGAUACAGUGAGAAAAAGUUGCCCACGUGAACGAAAUAAGAAGAGAAGAACACCACCAGAAAAGCGGGCCCAAAAGUGGAAGGAAUUUGGAGACAGCUUGGCUUUAGGUUCACUACUUUCUGAAAGUUUAAUAGGUAUUGAAGGAAAAAAGUUUUAUAAAUGUGAUAUAUGUUGUAAACAUUUCAAUAAAAUAUCUCAUUUUAUAAACCAUAGGCGAACCCACACUGGCGAGAAACCCCAUAAAUGUAAAGAGUGUGGAAAAGGCUUUAUUCAGCGUUCAAGUCUUCUAAUGCAUUUACGGAACCAUUCUGGUGAGAAACCUUACAAAUGUAAUGAAUGUGGAAAAGCCUUCUCUCAAAGUGCUUACCUUCUAAACCAUCAGAGAAUCCACACUGGGGAGAAACCUUACAAAUGUAAGGAGUGUGGAAAGGGCUUCUAUAGGCACUCGGGCCUUAUUAUACAUCUAAGGCGCCAUUCUGGAGAGAGACCUUAUAAAUGUAAUGAAUGUGGGAAAGUUUUCUCUCAGAAUGCUUACCUCAUUGACCAUCAGAGACUACACAAAGGGGAAGAACCUUAUAAAUGUAACAAGUGUCAGAAAGCUUUCAUUCUGAAGAAGAGUCUCAUUUUGCACCAGAGAAUCCACUCUGGGGAAAAACCAUAUAAAUGUGAUGAAUGUGGGAAAACCUUCGCUCAGACCACUUACCUUGUUGACCAUCAGCGACUCCACAGUGCAGAGAACCCAUACAAGUGUAAAGAAUGUGGGAAAGUUUUCAUUCGAAGUAAAAGCCUCCUCUUACACCAGAGAGUCCACACAGAAAAGAAAACCUUUGGGUGUAAAAAGUGUGGUAAGAUUUUCAGCUCCAAGACAAACCUCAUUGAUCAUAAGAGGAUGCACAGCAGAGAGAAGCCGUAUAAGUGCACCGAGUGUGGAAAGGCCUUCACUCAAAGUGCUUACCUUUUUGACCAUCAGAGGCUCCACAAUGGGGAGAAGCCCUAUGAGUGUAAUGAAUGUGGGAAAGUUUUCAUUCUGAAGAAGAGCCUCAUUUUACAUCAGAGGUUCCACACCGGAGAGAAUCUCUUUGAAUGUAAAGACUGUGGCAAGGUCUUUGGCUCUAAUAGAAACCUCAUUGACCAUGAGAGACUCCACAAUGGGGAGAAGCCCUAUGAAUGUCGAGAGUGUGGGAAAACCUUCAUUAUGAGCAAAAGUUUUAUGGUCCACCAGAAGCUCCACACCCAAGAGAAAGCCUACAAAUGUGAGGACUGUGGGAAGGCUUUCAGUUAUAAUUCAAGCUUGCUUGUACAUCGAAGAAUCCACACUGGGGAAAAACCCUUUGAAUGUAGUGAAUGUGGAAGAGCUUUCAGUUCUAAUAGAAAUCUCAUUGAACAUAAGAGAAUCCACAGUGGUGAGAAACCCUAUGAGUGUAAUGAGUGUGGCAAAUGCUUCAUUCUGAAGAAAAGCCUCAUUGGACAUCAGAGAAUUCACACGAGGGAGAAAUCUUACAAAUGUAAUGACUGUGGAAAAGUCUUUAGUUACCGCUCAAACCUUGUAGCCCAUCAGAGAAUCCACACUGGUGAGAAGCCCUAUGCAUGUAAUGAGUGUGGGAAAGGCUUUACUUACAAUAGAAACCUUAUUGAACAUCAAAGAAUUCACAGUGGGGAAAAAACCUUCGAAUGUCUUGUAUGUAGAAAAGUCCUUACCUCUAGUAGAAACCUUAUGGUACAUCAAAGAAUCCAUACUGGGGAGAAACCUUAUAAAUGUAAUGAGUGUGGAAAAGACUUCAGUCAGAAUAAAAACCUUGUUGUACAUCAGAGAAUGCACACUGGGGAGAAACCGUAUGAGUGUGAGAAGUGUAGAAAAUCUUUUACUUCUAAGAGAAAUUUAGUUGGCCACCAAAGAAUACACACAGGGGAAAAACCUUAUGGGUGCAAUGAUUGUAGUAAAGUUUUUAGACAAAGAAAAAACCUUACUGUACAUCAGAAAAUUCAUACAGAUGAAAAACCCUAUGAAUGUGACAAGUCUGAAAGGGAAUUCUCUCAGACUUCUAACCUUCAUUUUCAACAAAAAAUCUAUACCGUGGAGAAAUUCUUUUGACUACAGAUUACCAGUGAGUCCAAGAUAGAGAUUCGGAAAAUGUAG